Messenger RNA from Clupea harengus (Atlantic herring), 4869 nucleotides. Its product is annotated as CCN family member 1-like. NCBI's taxonomy places the organism in Eukaryota, Metazoa, Chordata, Actinopteri, Clupeiformes, Clupeidae. Gene Ontology annotation, cellular component: extracellular region. Gene Ontology annotation, biological process: cell adhesion; signal transduction; positive regulation of cell differentiation. The record is from RefSeq and is a predicted model, not a curated record. Gene Ontology annotation, molecular function: integrin binding; heparin binding.
GGUUGCAAGGUAGAGAAAAGUUGACGACCCAGAGCUUCAUGUCGAAGGGGUGAACUGACAUUUGGAAGCAUAGAGACACCAUACGUUUUAGAGCAAUUUAAUUCUAUACUCGUAUUGUUUUUAUUAUCUUUAUCUUGACGUCAGGCUGUUGUGGAAGCUGCCUGUCAAUUGUUUUGUUUGUUUACGUUUCCGCUAAUUAUAUUUUCUUUGAAGACUGAUUUGUUUACCAGAAAAGGAUAUUUAGCCAUGAACUCAUUGAUACCUCUGGCUUUUUUGACAAUGGCGUCCAUCUAUAUGGUGGGUGCCAGCUGCCCUGCUGUGUGCCGAUGCCCUUCUGUGACCCCCGCGUGCCCGCCUGGCGUGAGCGCCGUGCCUGAUGGCUGCGGCUGCUGUCGGGUGUGCGCCGCCCAGCUCAACCAGGACUGCAGCGCUGCACGCCCCUGCGACCACCACAAGGGCCUGGAGUGUAACUAUGGCAACGAUGCCGCCAGCACCUGGGGCGUGUGUCGAGCCAAACUGGAGGGCCGUAGCUGCGAGUUUGGCGGCCGGAUGUACCAGAACGGCGAGGGUUUCCGCGUGGGCUGCAAACACCAGUGCACCUGUGUGGACGGUGCCGUGGGCUGCGCCCCUCUCUGCACCAACCAGCUGCCCCUGGCCUCGCCCGACUGCCCCUACCCAAGCCUGGUCCGCGUACCCGGGCAGUGCUGCUUCAGCGUGGAGUGCCACAAGGGGGCGCUGCCGCCCCUGCUGCCCCCGAAACAGAAACAGAAGCCCAGACCCAAACAGCAUCAGAACCAGAUUCACCAUGACGACCACAGCCAAACGCAAUACCGAGUGGAUGACAAUAGAGUGAGCAACAACGUGGCAGACAGGGUGGUGAACUGGGCAGACGAGCAGGGCUACAAGCAUCUGCCAGUGUGGAGUCCUGCUCAGAGGUGUGUGGUCCAGACCACAGACUGGUCGGCGUGCUCCAGCAGCUGCGGGAUGGGCGUCUCCUCCCGCAUCACCAAUGGCAACGCCCAGUGCAAGCUGCAGAAGGAGACCCGUCUUUGCAACAUCCGGCCCUGCAGCUCGCUGGAUAUUCCCCCCAAGAAAGGAAAGAAGUGCAGCCGCACCCGGAAGUCCCCCGAGCCCGUCCGCUUCUCCUACGCCGGCUGCCGCAGCGUCCGCCUCUACCGGCCCAACUACUGCGGCGUGUGCGUCGACGGGCGCUGCUGCCAGCCCACGCGCGCCCGCACCGUCCUCGUGCCCUUCCAGUGCCAGGGCGGCGAGCGCGUGGAGCGGGCGGUCAUGUUCGUCCAGUCGUGCCGCUGCAGCGACGACUGCGGACACCUGAACGAGGCGGCGCUGCCACCCAAGCGCUGGAUGUAUGGAGACACCCACAAGUUCCUGGACUAGAGAGAGUGAAAGAAAGUGUGUGUUUGUGUGAGAGAGGGAGAGGUGGACAAAGGAGAGACAUGGGAGAGACGUGGGAGAGACGUGGGAGACGACUGUUUUUUGGAAAAGACAGAGAGAGCUAAGCGGAGUGGACGACGAGGACAAUUCUUUUUAACCUGACUUUGGACGAUCGGUUUGAUCGAGACUGGGAUGUCUUGGAGAAUACCUGUCCUGAUUUGAUUUAGAGGGAGGGUUAUCCCCUUGUUUGACAUGAAUGGGACUUUCCAGUGUAGUUCAGCAGGGCUACGGUGCUUACAGUGGGGGUUCCUGGAUUGGACAAUCUGAGGUUGGCUGGUUUGGCCUCUUCUUUAAGUUCUGACUGAUCUGGUCAGGAGAUCCUGGACCCAGAUGGCUUGAUUGACAAGGCCCCAAUUUGGGGUCAUGUUUGAGUAUGGGUUUUAAUUUGGUUUGUUUUUGGUACAAACAUCACUUGCAACGAGAGUAUCUCAUUAUUACUACAGUCAGGGCAGUUCAAGUUCCUAGUCUGGAGUUAGACUCUGGUCUUCCGGAUGUCCUAAAUUUGACUGGCUUAAUUUGGUUUAUAUUUGGUUCUCUUUUUCUUCUUCUUCUUUACUUUUUUCCCCCCUUCACACACUUUUCCAUGUCCCUCACUGGGAAUACCUUGCUCCCAGCAGAGGUUCCUCAACAACAGAAAGGUCAGAUAUUUGCUUAGGUGUCUUAUGCCACUUAUGCAGAAAAUGAAUUCCCAACUAUUUAGUCGGAAAAGGUGUAUAUAUUUGUUCCAUUACAUUUAUACAUACAAACAUAACCUUGAGUGGAGGCUAUGUGAUGAACGCGGCCCUCUGAAAAUAGAUUGACCCUGUCCAGUGCCAGCACAGAUGGCCUGUGCUUGAAUGACCUGCAUUUAAAGCAACAGUAUGCAGGACUAUACCACUCUGAGGUAUUCUUUGGUAUCUUAAGCAGUUAGCUGGCUAGUUGUAACCCAUAACUCUGCUGGCUAACUUAUCAGGAAAGCCAUGACGCACAGACAUGACACACAGCCAUGCCUGCACAGACAUGACCAGCCUUAGUUAGUCUCGCUUGACUUGACGUUACUUCUGCACUUGCAUAAUGAGAGUGCAGUUUAGAGACAACUGGUUGAAAUCGUGGACUGGAGGCUAGCUGGAAAUGCACGCUGCAAGGCUGGCUCUUGGACUUAAAUACCUUCAAAAUACCUUGAAUGCUUUUUUUUUAUUAUUUCCACCUUGAGGAGAAGUUUGGGCUGGUUUUGACAUGCCAUGCCGUCAGUGCCUUUAACGCUGUAGACGUGAAUCGUUCCCAUGUUAGCGUCUGCGGUUCCCAGCUGCAUUUUUCCCUCCAUUUGACCAUGGUUGUCUCCAGUUAUACGUUAAUAUACGUCCGGCUCUGCCCGAGUAGACAAUCUGAUUGACUGCACAAUGUGGACAUAAUCAUCUAAUGACGUGCUUCCAUAUACGAUGUUUUAAAGGUGCUGUAUUAACGAAGAUAAUCCCAGGACUGGCUCACCGAAAGUGAGUGAGUUACUGAAUGAAUGUAUGUAUGUAGUAAGGCUACUUCCCUUCUAUGCAAGUGAGCAUACAGUACCACCAAGAUGACUUCAAGGAAUCUGAAGGAAUAACCAAAGAUAAAGUCUGACUGACUGUCAAGCCUGGAUUGGCGCUUACCAAAGAGUAGGCUUACGCCUAAAAGCAAUUACCCCGAUCAUGCUGAAAACUGUAAUAUUAUUAUUUAUUCCAAGAUGUAUAUCGAGAUACUACAUGUUUUGUGUGUGUGUGUGUGUGUGUGCGUGCGUGCGUGCGUGUGUGUGUGUGUGUGUGUGCGUGUGUGUGUGUGCGUAAAUAGUGGGUGAGAGACUCUGCUCACCUCCCUACAGUCAGGAAAGCUGUAGUUAAGAACAGACUUCUUUUGUUGUGUUUUUUUUCUCUCUCUCUCUCUCUCUCUCUCUCUCUCUUCUUGCCUGUGUGGUCUGUGGACGAACGUUCCAGAGAGCGGGAGAUGUCUGUGUUGUGUGGUGUGCCUCUGAUUAUAGAUUGGGCCUGGCUCGUUUUAGUGGCGGAUGCUAGGGUAACUAAAAACGAGCCGUCGCUAGAGGACACAGGAGUGGUCCGCCCGCUCACUCGCCUCCUCCCCAAAAAGCACUGUGUGGAACUCCACCUCUGUUUUAAAAACGGGGGGUGGACUGGCGUCAAGUCGGUGGAGGAAGCCAUCAAGUCGAGGGUUUUGCUUUACCCUCUUCAGGAUUUGAUUGUGAUUUCAGAGCGGCGUGGGCCUUUUAUAUACGAUGAAAGGCCGGUAUUCACAUCAGGGGGAGAAAAAAGCUCAAGAAUUCCCCACGUCACCCUUUUUAAAACAAUGCCUCUAACGCAUGUUUAGGCAUUUCACCAAAAUACCAAGGCCUAAUUUGGGUUGGAUUUCGAAAAACAAUACUAUAAAUCAGACAGACACACAUAUUACUUGUGUUUUGUGUGGUUGAUUUAGCAGCAGUAGUGACUUAGUGAAAGACAGUGUGGGUGGGCGUGGAGGUAGAGCUUAAAUGGGGCAGGGAAACUUCUAGAAAUAAACUUCAGAGGUCAGGCCAGAAGGUACAGGCAAGCAUCAUAGGACUUGCACUGACUCAUUGCCUGGCAACGAACAAAACGCAAAUCUUCCAGUUCAUACUAAGGUUUGAAGUAUUUUUAAAGUUUGUUAGUUCUUUUUGUAGUACUUUUGAUAAACAUGUUUAAAACAAAAGUGGAAAACAGUGGUUGUAGGACACUAGUUUUUGACAAUGACCAUUUCAAUUUCAUCCUCUGUUCUGUCGCUGUGAUUGAACUAUGUUCAUUCAUUAGUAUGUUGAAAGUUUCUUCUCAAGACAUAACUAGAUAUCUCACAAGCUAGCUCACUUCAUAACAUAGAAAGCAGUGGUGGGAUGGAAAACAAUCCUUACAGGCAAAACAUCACAAGACUCACAAAUUUCUCUCAAAGCAAACAAUAUUGGCACUGUUUUCCAGAACAUUCUGUGCCCCUUUAACCUGUAUAUAAUACAGGCUUGAGUGCCCCCCCCCUCCCUGACGUUCGUCACACGGCAAGGUGUUAACAGAAGUGACGAGUUGCAAACGAGCUUCUCCUGGAAGCGUCUUUUUCUGCAUCCAGACAUUUGAGAACAUUCACCCCUCUGUGCCGCUAUACAUCACAACAGCAUGUGUGGCCUGCUCUGAUCCCCCCCACACAACGCACUGACUUGGUGGCUAUACGUGAUUUAGUGCUACGACGGCACAGGGUUGAUGACGAGCGGUUGGGAACAGUUGUUUUUUGUUUUACAAAUGAUUUUGUAAUACGGAGGAAUCCAAAGAGGCUCCAUCCAUCAGGCUAAUUUCUGGUAAAAUGACUGGAUUUCAUUGUGAUGUCCUGCAGCUGUACUGGAGUCGGCCCAGAGGGCCUAAUAAUAAAACUCACAUUUGUGCCAAAGUCUAA